UGCGGCACCGAUGACUGUAUCAAGACACCCAUUGUCGUUGACUGCUCCACCCGUGGCGCCGCUCAGCUCAUCUUGGCGCAUCCGUCUCGUCAGCACAGUAAGCUCCGUAUGCUUCGAAUGACCAACGAAUUCUUGGAGCAAAUCCCGUUGCAUAAUGUAGGCUACGAAGGUAGGUCGUCGUCUCAUUGUAUCGCUGGUCUGUUUCGCGCUCGCUACAACCUUUUUCAUUUUACGUUCAAUGCAGUCUCCGAAGCUGCAAGCGGAUACCGCGCCCUUCCGUCUUCUUAAUCUUCCAGCAGAAAUAUGGACGCAAAUCAUCGCCCUCGCUGUCAUCUACAAGGACCCAAUAACUAUCACCCGCAGUAGCAGAGUCAAAGAUCAACAAGAACUUGUCCGACAACCAGCCAUAACCCGCACAUGCCGCGUGCUCCGCCUUGAAGCGCUUCCACUUUUCUACCGCCACAAUACUUUCGAAGGCUGGCAUGUUCAUCAUGUCCAGUGCCCACGGGACUGGCUGGUGGCUAUUGGAGAUGCUAAUCGGAAGGCAAUGGGAAGCUUCAGGUUCUGUGCGCAGUUCUCUGCCUCAUUCUGGGAGGGCAAGUUUGCGAGAAUGGGUGUGAAGGUCGUUGUUGAGGAGUGUGGGAGCUGCACUCAGCCUGUUUGUCAGAAGGAGAAGGAUGCGAACUUACAUGGCUUGAAGGAUAUGAUUGUCAGGUUUGUCUAAUUUUCUAUGAACUCUAAAUUUCCGCGCCAGAGUUGUUGCUCUACUCGCUUCCAGAACUACUAUACUGCUUGACUAGGAAAUACUCGCGGCGGUAGUGCUCUUCUUUGCCACUGUUGCCACGCCAGUGGUCUCCCCUCUGUAAGCUCAUGCAUUGCUUCGGCAGUGAUCUUCUGGCCAGUAUUCUCCGCAGCCCGCUGUUGCUUCGUCUGCUGUGCUUCGCCAGUGG
Messenger RNA from Baudoinia panamericana UAMH 10762, 950 nucleotides. RefSeq lists its product as uncharacterized. The coding region runs from base 239 to 724 and encodes 161 amino acids. The record is from RefSeq and is a predicted model, not a curated record. Lineage: Eukaryota; Fungi; Ascomycota; Dothideomycetes; Mycosphaerellales; Teratosphaeriaceae. The transcript has a single exon.